AUGAUCCAGCCACUACUUGAUGUCGUCCCCCUACUGGCGAGCCACACCGGCUCGUCGCCAUUGCAGGAGCCCCCACCGCACCCAUCGCUGCCAUGGAAGCGCAUGCGCAGGGCCCGCCGCCACGCCGCCAUGCGCUACUACUGGUACAUGGUCGGCGCGAUACUCUUGUCGUGGAUCCUCUUGCGCGGUAUUUUCGCACUCCGCCGCCGCGUCCUCCGCCGCCCAACCAAGACCUCUCGCACAUGGACCUUCCUAACUGUCCGGCCACUGGGCUUGCCGUACUUCCCCGCCUUGACUGUCGACGAGCUCCUCCUCGUCACGGUGUAUACGGUUGGUACCAUCGCACUGUCAAUCUUCGGGUCGUACUUUGCUGGUGUGCUCGACUACGCCAACCCGACUGGCAUGGUCGCCGUUGUGCAACUUCCCCUCAUUGUUGGACUUGUCGGUCGUAACAACCUCCUCUCCACACUCACCGGUAUAUCAUACGACCACAUCAACUAUUUGCACCGCACAUCUGGGCGCGUGUGCUUCCUCGGCGGCCUCGCGCACACCUAUGGAUGGUGGUUCGGCAGGGGUCUUGGAAGGCAUGCGUGGACAUGGCGCAUCUACACGGCCAUCCCCGCCAUGGCUGGCCUCACCAUCCUCACCUUCUUCUCCUUCCGCGCUAUCCGCAAUCGCUAUCACCAACUAUUUCGCGACGUGCACAUCGUCGCGGCCCUCAUGUUCCUCAUCAUGACAUAUUUCCACACACCCGAGUAUCGGAUAUGGGUUUGGCCGGCCCUGCUCCUCUGGUCCCUGGACCGCGUAGCUGGACUCGCCCGCCUGCUGUCCGUGUUUCUGCGUAGCCGUGGGGUGCCCACCGCUACCGUCGAACUCCUCGAUACCGACGUCCUCCGCAUCUGCGUCCCCGUCCCAUUCAAGUGGAAGGCGGGGACGCAUGGAUACCUCAGCAUCCCCAAGGUGUCCGAGAUUCCAUGGGAACAGCACCCGUUCACCUUUGCCAACAUUCCCACGGCCAAGGAGGGACCAUCGCUAGCCGUGUUUCUUAUGCGCGUGCACGGUGGCUUCACUCGCCAACUUUGCGACUCCCUCGUCAACUCGACUAUUGCUCGGUUCCCAGCAACGGUCGAGGGUCCCUACGGCGAGCCCGUCAAUGUGAUGCACUACGACUCGCUCCUGUGCAUUGCCGGCGGCUCGGGAAUCACACUUUGCCUCUCACAUUUCCUCGAAGUUAUCGCCCAAGCCGACCGAGGAGGACGGGCACCUUCAUCCAUCCGUUUGGCAUGGAACACACGCCAGCUGACCCACGUCCGCACCAUUGCGCCUCUCCUCGAGGACGCCCUUGAGAAGCUUAUCAACCUCGACCUUCGCAUCCGGAUUGACAUCCAUGUCACUCGCUCCCACGCGUCCGACGAGCCAACAGACCCCAACAUCGGCUUCGACUCCACCAUCCCAUUCGAAUGCAAGUUGCCCGCUGAGCAUUCUCCGCUUCUCAACCACCUGCGACACUUACGAGGCGGGAGCCAGAGCAGCUACGGUUCACAAUGUAGCUCGCGUGCCUCUCUCGCUUCCGGCGAAGACGGCCUGGGCCGCUUGACUGAGGAGGAGCGGUUCCGGACCGGUCUUGGGCCCAUGUCAGCCGCGUACACCCGCAUUCAUUUUGGGCGGAGUCUCGUCACGGACAUGAUUAGGACCGAGGCCAACCUUGUCGAGGGGGGAGGGCGACUCGGCGUCGUCGUGUGUGGGCCACCUACACUUACUCUCGAUGCGCGUCGGGGCGUUACCAGCGUGAUUCCCGAGGUGCGCGCCGAGAUUGACUUGCACAGCGGCAGCUUCUGUUUCUAA
Molecule: messenger RNA, 1845 nt
Organism: Cutaneotrichosporon cavernicola
Lineage: Eukaryota; Fungi; Basidiomycota; Tremellomycetes; Trichosporonales; Trichosporonaceae
Exons: 3
Coding region: 1-1845 (614 amino acids)
Biological process (GO): intracellular iron ion homeostasis; iron ion transport; copper ion import
Cellular component (GO): plasma membrane
Molecular function (GO): ferric-chelate reductase activity
Source: RefSeq, a predicted model, not a curated record